AUGGCUGGCAUCCUGGGUCGAGUUAAACCAUGGCUGAUUAACUGGUCGCACUCAACUUGCAUGCUGCUCCACCGAUGGUUGGCCCGGCUUUUCCUCUUGCAAACUCUUCUCCAUUCGAUCCUCGCGCUAGUUUUAUACCAGGACGAUGGCUCGUACGAGAAAACGGUUGGGACGCCAUUACGGAUCUGGGGUUGUGUUGGUACGGUUGCGGCCAUGAUCAUCGUGCUCGCGAGCGUUCUCGUCCUACGUCAACGGUCAUACGACCUAUUCCUCAUCACACAUAUUGUGAUGGCGGUUAUCUGCUUCACAGGCUGCUGGUACCACGUCCGGUACGACGGUGAGGGCACAUUUGGCUACGAGACUUGGCUGUAUGCCACGUUUGCCGGUUGGUUCUUCGAUCGACUCGCCCGCGUAGCGCGAAUCUUGAAGACGGGUGUUCGACACGCCAGGGUGACCAAUGUCAGCUCCGCAAUUGCUCGCGUCGACAGUUCAGGGAUUCGCUGGGCUGCACCCGGGCGAUGUGUCUAUGUGUACUUCCCGAGUCUCUGCCCUCUCCGGCCGUGGGAGAACCAUCCAUUUUCGAUGAGUCCAACAAUGGUGCUCACUGAACACAAUCACGGCAUCGAGCUGAAGCCGAAUCUUGUGAUGUCUUGGAAACAAAGCACCCGCUAG
Cladophialophora psammophila CBS 110553 is the source of this 672-nucleotide messenger RNA. RefSeq lists its product as uncharacterized. Gene Ontology annotation, molecular function: ferric-chelate reductase activity. Gene Ontology annotation, biological process: iron ion transport; copper ion import; intracellular iron ion homeostasis. The transcript has a single exon. The record is from RefSeq and is a predicted model, not a curated record. The coding region runs from base 1 to 672 and encodes 223 amino acids. Gene Ontology annotation, cellular component: plasma membrane. Lineage: Eukaryota; Fungi; Ascomycota; Eurotiomycetes; Chaetothyriales; Herpotrichiellaceae.